This is a messenger RNA of Setaria italica (foxtail millet), 985 nucleotides long. Its product is annotated as transmembrane emp24 domain-containing protein p24delta3. Gene Ontology annotation, cellular component: endoplasmic reticulum-Golgi intermediate compartment; COPII-coated ER to Golgi transport vesicle; Golgi apparatus. The transcript has 4 exons. Gene Ontology annotation, biological process: endoplasmic reticulum to Golgi vesicle-mediated transport; intracellular protein transport; Golgi organization. Bases 153 to 785 code for a protein of 210 amino acids. The record is from RefSeq and is a predicted model, not a curated record. Lineage: Eukaryota; Viridiplantae; Streptophyta; Magnoliopsida; Poales; Poaceae.
GAAAACCUCCCCCUCCCAAAUCCCCGAACCUACCCCCGCACCGCACGCCAUUGCUCGUGCCCGCGUCGCGCAAGUCCAAAGCUCCCACGACUCCACCGCGACCCGGGGGGGAGGCAGAGGGAGGCGCCCGCCCACCAGAUCGGCCGGUGCGGAUGGCGGCGUCGACCUUUCCGGCGCUGCUCCUAGCGGCCAUGCUGCUGCUGAUGCCCGGGGCGGAGGCAGUGUGGCUCGAGCUGCCGCCGUCGGGGACCAAGUGCGUCUCCGAGGAGAUCCAGCCCAACGUCGUCGUGCUCGCCGACUAUGCGAUCAUGUACGAGUCCCACCCCACCUCGCACCCCACCGUCGCCGUCAAGGUUACCUCACCAUAUGGCAACACUGUACAUCACAAUGAAAAUGCCACAACGGGUCAGUUUGCAUUCACUACGUCAGAAGCUGGAAACUAUCUUGCAUGCUUCUGGAUAGACAGUGCGGAGAAAGGAUCAGGAACAUCUCUGAAUCUCGAUUGGAAGAUAGGCAUUGCAGCUAAGGACUGGGAUACAAUUGCUAAGAAGGAGAAAAUUGAGGGUGUAGAACUAGAGCUUAGGAAACUUGAGGCUGCAGUCGAGUCCAUCCAUCAUAAUUUGCUGUACCUCAAAGCAAGGGAAGCGGAGAUGCGGACAGUGAGCGAGAAAACAAAUUCUAGAGUUGCCUGGUUCAGCAUCUUAUCACUUGGAGUCUGCAUUGUGGUCUCUGUGCUGCAGCUGUGGCAUCUUCAAGGGUUCUUCCGGAAGAAGAAGCUCAUUUAGAUUCAUCUUCAGCUGUUUGAUAUGUGUACUACUUUCUUAACUACCAUAGGAAAAAGGACACUUUUACUAUUCAUUCCAAGGGACGCAUUUGAUGGACAAAACUGCUGGUCGAUCCAUGAUACAUGGUUUCAAUAGCUACCAACUGAUAUACUAUACGCAUUCUUGAAUUUUGAUUUCUUUGCCGUUGCUGAUGGCAACCA